CUUCUAGUGGAUCUAAUGUAUGAACUAUUUAAACAUUUAAUCAUUGUCAUUAUUGUGCCAGCCCAAGUGAACAUUUGGUAUAUCACUCCUACAGCCGUUUUCUAUAUAAAAGAAAUUGAUCAUAAUCUUUAUUAUAACAGCCCAGCCCAUCAUUUUAACUCUGAGGCGUUUGCUGAGGGCCGGCGCCUUAUAACUGAUGGGGUGGCCAGCAUCAAGGCCAACAUACAAAAGGAGAACUUCCUGGCUGCCAGAGAGACACUGGGGAGAGUACUACACACACUACAGGACUUCUACAGCCACAGUAACUGGGUGGAUCUGGGAUACACUGAACCCUACGCCAACCUGAUCCGCCCCGAUCUCCCACUGGAAAACCUGGCAGAUGUCAGCACCCCGACCUGCAGUGACUGUGCCAAUGGGGGGUUCUGUUCCAACUCCAUCCUGCCUAACAUUCUUAAUGAGAAGAAACUCACCUCUGGGUACAUGGGGAUCUUCUCUGCAGCUAAGCCUAAAGGUAAGUGUAGUCAUGGCGGUGCAGCUGACCUGACCAGCUAUGAGGUUCCUCGCGGGGGCAUCAGCAAGGACAAGCGUCGCUCCAACAACGUGGCCCUGCACACCUCUGCUGUCACCGUGGCAACGACAGCCACCCUCCAGCUGCUGGACGACAUCCGGGGCGCCGCCGGUGACAACGACUACCUACGCCUCAUGGGCAUAGCGCGUUCGUCAGUAGUUGCUUUUGUGAUCGACACUACGGGGAGCAUGAGGGUUGAUAUCCUUGAAGCCAAACGAGUCGUCAAUGAGAUCAUCGACAGCAAGAAGGGAACGCAGGAUGAGCCCUCCCAGUACAUCCUGGUCCCAUUCAACGACCCAGGGUUCGGACCCCUGAUAAGAACAACAAACCCUGAUGUUAUGAAUGCAGAGAUCGCUAAACUCACGGCUGAUAGAGGUGGAGACAUCCCUGAGAUGUGCCUAUCAGGCCUACAGUUGGCGCUGACCGGUGCCCCUGCGUCGUCCCACAUCUAUGUUUUCACAGAUGCUAUUGCCAAGGACAUUGCGUUAAAGGACACCAUCUUGGCCCUGACCAGGAGCACCAAGUCAACCGUGUCUUUCUUCAUCACUUUUCCUGGUGCUAGAAGGAGUAGGCGUGCUGUAGAGUCCAGGGCAGCUACGUUCGAGAACUACAAGGACCUGGCGCUGGCGUCUGGUGGUCAGGCAAUCAGUGUCACCAAGGAAAAUCUGCCCCAGGCCACUGACGUCAUCAUCGACUCCUCCACCUCCGCUCUGGUGACAGUCCUACAGCGAGCGAGGAACCCAGGCAACGCGGAGACAUUCUCUUUCCUGCUGGAUGAGUCUCUGAACAACAUCACCAUCUACAUCACUGGAAAGUCCCUCACCUUCACCCUGAAGAACCCUGCAGGUGUGACCCAGAAACAGAAUGAGGCCAACGGGAAACUGGGGACCGUCCAGACGGUGGGCAACCUCUACCGGGUCCGUCUGGCCCCCGACAAACAUACGGGAUUAUGGGAAAUCAGCAUGAACUCCAACCAGCCCUACACACUGAAGGUCAUGGGUCAGAGUACCAUUUCCUUCAUUUAUGACUUUGUGGAGACCUUCGAGGGACCUCACCCAGGAUAUGCCCUCAUCUCUGGCCGUCCAAAAGCAGGUAUGCCUGCCAUGCUGUUGGUAUCAGUGUUGGGCAGAAAGGGCCCAGCCUCUGUCAAGGUGGCCAACGUUGCCUUGGUGACAGUGUCAGGGUCAGAGGUCGUAGGCGGGGCCCUGGAAGACAUGGGCAACGGGGACUUCCUAGUUACGGUAACCAAGGUCCCUGCGGGGGAGUUUGUGGUGCUGUUGAACGGGACAGACAUGGUCUCCUCCACCGUGUUCCAGAGACAGUCCACCACUCAGAUGUCUGUCUCCAAGGUUACCAUCAAGGCCGUGGUGGACAGAAGCAUGGAGCCUGGUAAACCCUUCACCCUUCCCUUCACCGUCAUGACCGACGCCACUGGAGGCAGCUACAAAAUCAGUGCCAGAAACGACAGAGGCUUCAAAAUGAACGUCCCCAGCAGCGUCGCUGUGACCACCGGAGGAAACGCCACUGGUGAAGUGAUCAUCACGGUGCCCGGUAACACCACAUCGGGAACGGACGUCACCCUGACAAUCGAGGCAGUGGCACCCGGGGCCACCGCCGACUCCAACUACGCCGUCCUGCGCCUUUCUGUCGUCACCGAGGUGACAGAUUUCACCCCUCCCCAGUGUGAGGUGGUUAGCGUCUCGGUGGUCGACUGCCCAGCAGACCCAGCAGCCUGCAGCUCCGCCUUCUGGCAGCUCUCUGCCAACCUGACCGAUGGCGUCAACGGCACGGGGAUCGCCAGCCUCAGACACCGCCAGGGAGUGGGCAGCCUCACCCACACGGACCUAAAGCAGACGGUUGUUGCAGCAGCGUUCAACGCUUCGUGCUGCUCUCUAACAGUGGAGCUGGUGGCGGUGGACAAGGUCAUGAAUGUCGGCACCUGUCGGUUUUCCAUCGUCCGCAACGCGGGACCGCCCUCCCUUGCCCUGUCCUUCCCACUGUUGGUGUGUCUGCUGGUCUUUGCCCUCUUCACUACGUCCCUCAGAGACCUACUUAUCUGAUCUAAUGCUGCGUUCAUAACCAAGUGGGAAUCUGUAAUUUAAACUUGUUGGGAAAUACUGAUUUGGCUAAUGGCCAACCAGCUGCGACAACCAUAAACUCAAAGUACAGCCAUCAUGCUUGCCAACUAAUUAUAGUUUUCAAAAACCAUAUUAAUAGAUUGCUUUUAAUAAUGUUUUGUUGCAUUUAACUGCUGAAAAUGCUGUUAUCGAGUUAAUUUCCUUAGCAGGUGACAUCAGAGGUCAGCAUUUGGGAGAAGUUGUAGCUCAGGGGUGAUAGACUAGUAAUUACCAGUUGGAGGGGCAUUCAAGUGGAUUUUCCUAUGUCCUAUGUGGUAAAUGCCACCUUCCCACUUG
Salmo salar (Atlantic salmon) is the source of this 2982-nucleotide messenger RNA. RefSeq names its product von Willebrand factor A domain-containing protein 7-like. The record is from RefSeq and is a predicted model, not a curated record. Lineage: Eukaryota; Metazoa; Chordata; Actinopteri; Salmoniformes; Salmonidae.